Molecule: messenger RNA, 671 nt
Organism: Sphaeroforma arctica JP610
Lineage: Eukaryota; Ichthyosporea; Ichthyophonida
Exons: 2
Coding region: 1-549 (182 amino acids)
Source: RefSeq, a predicted model, not a curated record
AUGUUUGGCUAUUAUAACAUAGUUACUCUCUUCGGCUGUUUGGCACAGCUUGCCGGUAUCACACUUGGCGUUUCCACGGGCAACGAUGGAGAUUCCAAGUGUAAUAAAGCCGAUUUUAAACCGGAGGGGAUAUAUGACUGUACACGACAAAUCAUGAUACAUGACACCGAUUCUGAUACACUACAUAUCUACACCGAUGAGGAAAUUCUCAUUGCAAAUCCUGAACAUGCAGACAAGAAAUUCGAGAUUAGAAGGAUAAAUAAUGAUGCCGGAAAUGCGGGGGUUUCUCUUCUAUACGAUGUAGAUGGAGUAGAUCCUACCGUGUGCUUAAUGUCGAAUUUUCCAUCAGACACCGCCAAUCGGGCUUUUUGUGUGAAUUAUACGGCGGCUUCAACGUGGAAUCUGGAAUGGUCAAAUGAAUGCGAGCCAAACAUGAUGUAUAUACAAGGCUCUGAACCUGUGACUUCCAUUAUUUCUUCUGAUCACGGAGGAGCUGGGUUUCCGUUUGUAACUACUUUGGAAUGUACGCGGGAAGAGAACUCCGACUGAAUGAAGAAUCGAGUGGUUUUCCGAUAGCUUGUUGCUUUCUACACCUUCCGGCCUAAUUCUAGUACGGCAUCAUACAUUUUAAAAGAAUGCUGGACAAAAAUAAAUAGUUGGUGAAUACAAGG